GUCUUCCUUGCAAUGUUCUCAGAUUAGCUUUGGACAUGACCAGCAGCCUUCCGUGGGCCAGAUGCUGGACCAGGAAACCUACAGAAUAGCAAUGCUUUUAUAAAAGAAAACAUUUUUUUUAGCUUUAUCACCAAAGAAGACAAAAAGUAGGAGGAUACAGACAGCUUUCCAUUUGGAUUACUUUUUCUUAUCCAUUUGAUUUUUGAGGGCACUAAGGGGAAGAAGCUUUGACAUCAAGGAGGUUGGAGUGGAGAAAACCAAAAUGAAACCGAGGCUCUUGCUCACUUGCCUGGCAGCUUUCUACUGUUUGAGUGGCUGUCUGUCCUCAGAGCUGUCCUUCCUGCUAGAGCCAAGUGAUGUGAUCGCGGUGAGGGACCGUCCACUCAUGCUGGACUGUCGGGUACAGGGCGAGGAACCGAUCAUGGUCACUUGGCGUAAAAAUGGGGUACCUUUACCUAUCAGUCCGCGGGUCCGGGUGCUGGCGAAUGGCACGCUGUUCAUCCAGAGUUUCCAGAAACGCAGAGAGGGGAGUGACGCAGAUAUGGGGGAGUACGACUGCGCCGCCCAAAAUCGCUAUGGCUUGCUGGUCAGCCGCAAGGCCAAAGUCCAUUUGGCAUCUCUUCCGAAGUUCCACACCCACCCUCUGUCUAUGUCGGUGGAUGAGGGAAGCGUAGCCCGCUUCCAGUGUCAGAUCAACGGAGUACCUGAAGCUAAUAUCACCUGGGAGAGAGACAGAGCACCGCUCAACACCACCGACAACAGAUACACUCUCCUGCCGAUGGGUAUUCUCCAGGUGACAGGCGUGAGGCAGGCAGAUGCAGGAGUUUUCCGCUGUGUCGCCACCAACAUCGCCAAUACUCGCUACAGCCAUGAGGCCAUGCUCAACAUCACUGGUGGGGCUCCCAGAACCUACAAGGAGCCAGUCAUCCUGUCAGGGCCCCAGAAUCUGACCAUCACUGUCCAUCAGACGGCCAUCUUGGAGUGCAUCGCCACAGGAAACCCGAGGCCAAUUGUUUCCUGGAGCAGGCUAGAUGGACGCUCCAUCGGGGUGGAGGGGAUCCAGGUACUAGGAACAGGGAACCUGAUGAUCUCAGAUGUUUCCCUGCAGCACUCUGGUGUGUAUGUGUGUGCUGCAAAUCGGCCCGGCACAAGAAUGAGACGUACUGCACUCGGACGACUCGUAGUACAAGCUCCUCCUGAGUUCCUGCAGUGGCCCCAGUCUGUGUCCAAACCAGCAGGGGGCAGUGCUGUUUUCACCUGUGUGGCCCAGGGCGUCCCUGAGCCUCAUCUCAUCUGGCUGAAGAAUGGCAAGGUCCUGAUGCCCGGACACAACGUCAAGCUGACCAAUAACAACAGCACUCUGGCUCUGACCCGUAUCAGCUCAGAUGAUGAGGCCAUCUACCAGUGCAUUGCAGAGAACAGUGCUGGUACCAAUCAAGCCAGUGCCCGCCUCGCCGUGGCCCAGGUGAAAGACCUGCCCGCCGCUCCCCAGGGCCUCAAAGCCAGCGUGCUGUCAACCAACGCCCUGCAGAUCACAUGGAGCCAGCCACCCGCCAAUGUCACUGAAAGCAUCAUCGGCUACGUCCUGCACAUACGCAAGAUAGGAGAGCCUGACAGUCUGGAGCUGCAGGAAGCCAUCAGUAAAGGUACCUUCCAGCAUGAUGUGACCAACCUGGAGCCAGCCACCACCUACUCCCUCUUCUUGAAGGCCUACUCCCCUCUGGGGGCCAGCCAGCAGUCCCACACUGUGGUGACUACAACACUAGGGGGCGUGCCAACCGCUCCGACCUUCUUCACCAAGGUGGUGAACUCCAGUGCCGUGCAAGUCCUGUGGGAGCUCCCCAGUAAGGCUGGUAAGGCUGAGGGCUUUAGGCUGUCCUAUCGCAGGGUCCCCCACGCUGACUAUCAGACGCCAAUCCAGCUGCCCUGUCACGUCAAUGCUCACACCAUUGCUAAUCUGGAUCCAGGCGCAGUGUAUGAAGUCAAACUGGUGGCCUACAAUGGAAACGGGGAGAGUGACUGCGCCAAGAGGCUGGUGUCGCUGGCAGAGGAAGGCUCAAGUGACAAAACCACUGGAGAGAACAGUCUGUGUCAGUGCAGGGAAGGAGAGGCCUCUCUUGGCAGCAUCGUCAUUGGCAUCCAUAUCGGCACUGCCUGUAUCAUCUUCUGUGUUCUUUUCCUCAUGUUUGGAUACCGCCGCAGUCUGUUUUGCAGUAAAGGGACUCAGGACAGCUGGUCUGUACCGAGGGACAGCACAGGACACAACGGCAUCCCUAAAGAUGGAGCAAACCGCCCCAGAGUAGAGCCGGUGCCUCAGCAGGUGGUCUGUCCAGCGCAGUACCAGGUCGUCAUUGAGCAGCACUUGUCAGGUUUGCCUGGCACGGACACUGGCUAACACUGGUCAAUGAUAUCAACACCAACAUCCCUUUCCUUCUCCCCCCAGCAGUCUACUCACUUAUGAAACCCAAGCCUCCCAUUAAUGAGCACCUUCUGUGCCCUUUGAUAGGGGUCAGUCAUAGGUUUCUUCAUCCCAGACCUGCUGCUAAUAACCUGAAAGUAGCCUCCAUAAAACUGUGACAGAAAGCUGAUAGAGCUAAGAGAUAUCCUAGUCCUUUGCCAUCCCACCCCCAUCCUCCAAUUCUACCUCAAACCAAAGCUUAUUGCCUUUAUUGCCUGUGCAUGUGCACAUGUGCAUGUAGAAAAAGCCUUCAAAGAGCAUUGCCACUCCAGAUAAGGUCUUGUCACAUUCUUCUUGCAUGCACACCACAAACACUCAUGUCAGUUUUUUUCCAGUAGGAGUCUGUUCCAUAACCAAAAUAUUAUAUUUCUCAGAUCUCCUCUGGUAAGCUGACAUGUGAAGAUUGUGCACCAUGGUGUUAAAACCUCAAAUUAAGCCAUUAUUAGUCUGUUGUGACAGAACUCUAGACUUUGCCUUCAGUUCCUCUGCAAUAAGAAAAGGAAGAAACAUAGUGGCCUUUGCGAACGCCUUAUGAGGGGGAAAGUCGGAUUAAAAAUGAUUGUCUAUCACCAUAUGAGCCAUUUAGAGGAACAAUGUAAACAGGCAUUCUUUAUUCAACCCUUCCUCAACCAAAAGCUGCAUACCUCCAAAGAAAGCUACCUCAGUUUUACAAGAAUGUCUGAGCCAUACUUGAGGCCGAUUUUAGCCUGAUUAUGCAGCGUGUGCUAGCCUACCUCAACCAAAAAAUACUGACACCCUUUCCCUUCAGCAACCACUUCCUCGACCAGUGCCAGUGAUCCAUGUCAGUCGCCAACCAGGACAGUCCAAAGAUUGCUCACCAGGAUGACUACCAGGGAGAGCGGAACUGUGGCAGAGCCUCAGUUCCACUGCCACAAGCCUUAGUGAAUCGGAGAUCGACAAGAGCCUUAACGACCUCCUCUUCAAGCCAGGUCACCUUUUGUUUCCGUCAACACUGCCAGUUUUGGUGGAAAUCUCCAACUUUUCUGAUCUCACAUCAGCAGACAUUAAGGAGUACAUGAAGUUUUUGCCUCCUUGAUUACUCUUGCUCAACUAUGUGGCUAUUCAUGGCUCUCAAAUACCCACGAGGAUCCAUCUCCAAAGACAUAUUUGUGCAGAGAAUGUGGCUCAUGGAAAAUAUGGACGUCAAAGAAUGUUUUGUGAACCAUUUAAGCAAUGCAUUCAAUUUUUUUUUUCCAUGAAGCCCAUCAAAGAAAACAACAUCAAACUAACAGGAUGCUUCUUUGAUCUGCACACCUGCAAACCUGAUAGCGUACUGAUGCUAAGCCAAAAAACUACUGCUUGAGGCCAUGCAGCCAAGUUCACUCUCCAGAUGCCAAAUCGGUUACCCUGGGACCUCGAUGACACUGAGUUGGCGGCGAAAGAAGUUUUAAGGUGACACGUGCCUGAAUGCACGGAUGAGGCUCGUGUUUCACCGUGUCAGCCUAUCCAAAAAGUUCUUCUAUGAAAACCAAGCUGAAUGAUACCCAAAGAUGUAAACAUUUUGAUGGUUUUCCUUUUUUCCUUUAAGAAAUUAUUUUAAGAGAGAAUACAUUUACUUAAAAUUUUUGGAUGUUCCUGUUUGAUAGGGGUCGCCUGUGUGAAAAGUGCUUUAACUGAACUCAAGCCAAAAAAAAAAAAUUCUCAUGAUUUUGUUGUCAUUUUUUUUUUAAAUAAUACUUUUCAUAUCCUUAAGUUUGGUCAUUCCAGGUGCACCCUUCAACAUGGAACCCUUUAUUUUGUUGACAACUUUUAACUUCUAGUGAGCGACCAAAUGAAGAUGUCAGAUAUUUUGAAAGACUUUCUAUGUCAAUACUAUAAGGAAUACUUGCUUUCUUUUUUAAAGUAGUUCGAUUCUUGCCAAAUAUUUAGCUAUCUUAAAGAAAUAUCUAACCAAAUACCUCUACAUUUUUAACAUUCAGAGUCUUUACCUUUAAACCUCCUCAUAACCAAAGCACAGCAACACGCUUUGUGAGCGUGAUUAUAUACAUGUGUGUGAAUGACGAACAAUAGGUGAACCUUGAGGGCAGCAGCUUUGAGAAGAAACCAAAAGUUAGAUUUAAAAAAGUUGCUUUUGACCCUAAGCUUUUUAUACAAAGCCUUCCAAAGAACACAACUGCAUUUAAAGUCCAGCUGAUAAUGAAUUCCACAUUUUAUUCUAACAAAACAGUGCCCAAAAAGCAGAAAUUAAUUUUGCAUGUCUCAAAUAAUUUUGUUAUUGUUUCUAUAUUCUUUACUUAUAAUGUCGCCUUUUUAUCACUGACACUGACUAACCCACCCAGUUGCCAGAAAAAUGUUUGCAUUGUACAUUUCUGCAAACCACUGAUAUGCUACAUUUGUAUGUAAUUAUGUAGGGGAUGCAGUGAAACUUUACAUUUUAACAACUCUGUGUUUAAUGUGUGCCAUUUUAAACAGAGAUAGUGCCAUAUGGAAGACCUGCCAUUAUGCUGUCUUUGCUUUUUUACACCUAACUAAAUACAUUAUGCUGACCUCACUUUGAUAUAAUUUUGUCUGCAAACAUGCAUGAUUGAUUGUGAUUUCAGAUGGACUUUAAAAAAAGGUUUCCCUACUGAAACCCUGAAAAUAAUGCUUUGAACCAGGGUUUCAACCAUUGCUUUACAUCUUGGCUGAAGAAACUCACAUAUCUUUAACCAAAAGUGUGUUUUGCCUCAAGCUUUAAUGGUCCUCAAGGUUUAUCUUUACCCUUUCCUAGUAUUUUAGCUUCACUCAAAGCAGAACUUUAUAAAAGAUAAGGGCUUUUCCCCUUGUCUCCUUUCUGACAUGUUAGCUGUUAACCAAUGCGAUACCAAAAAGCGUAUUUGAUAUGGAAGACCUAAAAAGUCGAUGUGUUUUUUGUAGUGUGAAGUGUGUAGUGGUUAAACUAGUUUUUAAAAUGGAAAGCAUUUGUUGCUUCUGUUUGGAACGAUUCAUUUCUCUGUCUCUUUUCAUUUGAGUCUUAUGUUCUUCCUGCUGUGCACAGGAAAAAUUGCCAAAGCAAAUGUUUGCUUUUUUUGAAAAAAGUUUUUAUUGUUAUUAUUAUUAUUAUUAUUAGAUCUCAUAACAUUAAUUAUGAUCAUUUCAACUGUUUUCUUUUGUUGACAUGUGUACGGAUGAUAUGAUUGUUAGGAUUAAUUGAUGAUGGCCUUUGAGCAAGUGAUGUGAUUUUUCCAGAGACACUAAAUUUAAGACUGGAGAUUUCUUGAAGCCAAACUCACGUUCUGCCCUGAAGAGCCAGCGACUAGAAGAAAAUGAACCUCAGAAAAAGGAAAAAAAAAACGUAGGACAGUAGAGACUGGCUGCUAGUACCAACGAGAAACAAUGCUUUAAUGAUUAUAAGUGCUUCUCUGUUCUCUAAGCUUUCCACUGGUGUAAUGUAGCCAACUGAAAACCUAAAGCUUUAAACUGUUGUGAUUAAGGCCCCGUCCUCGGUCUUUGGCCAAAAUGAAAAUGUUUGGAGGUACAGGACAUGACUAUAGAUAAGCUGGAAACAGAGAUCAAGCUGUGACAUGGAAGGGUUUGACUGUACACAAAAUGGUGUCAGUUCACACAAAUGACUAAAAAACCUCAUAGUUGUGUUUCCCAAUGUUUUUUCCACUAAUCCAGUAAAAUGGAAGUGGACGGAAUUUCUGUAGCUUUAAACUAGACAGUGCAACUUUUGAAAGAAAAAAAUUGAGAUACCACAAGCGGUAAGAGGGCGAUAAAUGUUUUUUGGUGAUUUGUUUGAACUGACCCUUUGGUGUUAUUUAUUUAUUUAUUUAGCCUACAAGCCCCUGCUGUAAGUCUCAAAGUUGUAAAGGUAAUUACAAGACAACACCAGUUCUUUGGCCAUGGACACCGGUGGUGCUCAUAUGACAAAUUAAUUGCAUAUUUAUUGUCAGGCAAAUCCUGAUGGUACUGAGUGUCCAUAAGCUACUCUUCUUUGAAGCAAUGUGUUUCUGUUGAGUUUUGCAUAUAAACCAAAUAACUUAUUAAGAAAUGUAUGAUAAUGAGCACAGAAGAAACAUCACUUUAAAGCUAAAUCUGGUGUCAAGUUUUACAUUUUUACAUAAUUAUUAAAGUGUGAUAUUUUAAAUUAAGAAAAGAGUUAAAAUUACCUGCUAACUUUGAACUCUCUGAUUCCUGCCAAACAGCUUGGGCUCUUGGUGACUGCUCUAUCUGAAUGUCUGACCUGACCUUUGCCUUUUUCUCCUUCUUUGAUCACAUUCCAACAUGCCUAAAACCAAAUAAAGACUUUUUGCCUAAUUAA
Molecule: messenger RNA, 6722 nt
Organism: Epinephelus lanceolatus (giant grouper)
Lineage: Eukaryota; Metazoa; Chordata; Actinopteri; Perciformes; Serranidae
Product: immunoglobulin superfamily DCC subclass member 3
Biological process (GO): cell-cell adhesion
Molecular function (GO): protein binding
Source: RefSeq, a predicted model, not a curated record